Molecule: messenger RNA, 2701 nt
Organism: Musa acuminata AAA Group (dessert banana)
Lineage: Eukaryota; Viridiplantae; Streptophyta; Magnoliopsida; Zingiberales; Musaceae
Product: ABC transporter G family member 3
Exons: 12
Coding region: 351-2465 (704 amino acids)
Cellular component (GO): membrane
Molecular function (GO): ABC-type transporter activity; ATP hydrolysis activity; ATP binding
Source: RefSeq, a predicted model, not a curated record
CUCCCCCUGAGAAGUGUCUUCUCGCUCGGAUCGAGGUGUUCCGAUGAGUUUCUUCGCCGAGAUCCCUCUUUGCGUGGCCAUUUCUUGCGGUCGUGGCACUUGAUUCUCUGUUCGGCCUUCGUUCUCGUCGCAGAUCCUGUCAAUCGAGGAUCUUGUCAGGUCAGGCAAGAAUCCUUGCUAGAGAUGAGAACUAUAAGAAAUAUAUAUACAUGAAAUUAGUUGGAUGAUGAAGUUGUGGAAUUAUGCACAAAGGAAGUUCUUUGUUCGAAAACCAUAUAAUAAUACCUUUCAGUGCAUGGCGAUAUUUUCUGAUGGAUUGAUAUUUUAAAAUCUGUUAAGGACAAAAGGAAAUGGAAGAGAUACAGUCUUAUUCAGAUAACUAUAGGUCAUCUUCGUCUUCGGCAAGUAGUCCGAUUGGCAGACCACCAGCAGGUGCAUUCUUCUACCUGAGGAAACCUGGUACUCUGAGGCAACCUAUCUCGUUCGAGGAUUCACCAGACUGGGAUGACACAGAGAUUGAUGCACACCUAGAGGAAGUUGGUGACUCAAUCCAUAUUGCAACUGCUACAGCCUCUCCAUCCUUGUCAAAGAUUAACAGUGGUUCGCUACCAUCUCCAUCCUUGCCUGAGGCUUCAACAUCUGUUACUGCAAGGAAGAUUGCAGGGGCAUCUAUAGUAUGGAAGGAAUUGACUGUUACAUUAAAUGAAAAGGGGAAGUACUCAGAUAAGGUUGUGAAAAGUUCAAAUGGAUAUGCUCUGCCAGGCACACUUACUGUUAUAAUGGGGCCUGCACGAUCUGGGAAGUCUACGUUGCUUAGGUCCAUUGCAGGUAAACUGCAAGAUCCAGCGAGAAUGUAUGGUGAGGUUUUUGUGAAUGGGGUGAAAUCAUGCAUGCCAUACGGUUCAUAUGGUUAUGUUGAUAGGGAUGAUAUGUUGAUCGAAUCACUAACUGUGCGUGAGAUGCUAUAUUACUCGGCACUUCUGCAACUUCCUGGUUUCUUCUUUCAAAAGAAGAGCUUUAUUGAGGAUGCCAUAUCAGCUAUGUCUCUGGGAGAUUUUGCAGACUCACUCAUUGGUGGCCAUUGUUACACUAAGAGUCUUCCUAGUGGAGAAAGAAGACGUGUUAGUAUUGCUCGGGAGCUUGUAAUGAGGCCACAUGUUUUGUUUAUUGAUGAACCACUUUAUCAUCUUGACAGUGUAUCAGCUCUUCUGUUAAUGGUUACAUUGAAGAAACUCGCAAGCACUGGCUGCACUCUUAUUUUCACAAUGUAUCAGAGUAGCACGGAAGUUUUUGGCCUCUUUGAUAGAAUUUGUUUACUCUCAAAUGGAAACACACUAUUCUUUGGAGAGACAUUGGCUUGUUUGCAGCAUUUUUCUAAUGCAGGGUUUCCUUGCCCAAUUAUGCAAAGUCCCUCAGAUCACUUUCUGCGAGCAAUCAACACUGAUUUUGAUAGGAUAAUAGCAAUGUGCAAGAAUUUACAGGAGGAUAAUAGUGAUCUCUCAUCAGUAAACAUGGAUACAGCCGUCGCUAUUCGAACACUUGAAGCUACUUAUAAAUCAUCAGCUGAUUCUGCUGCUGUUGAAUCUAUGAUUGUGAAACUGAUCGAUAAGGGAGGACCUUAUCUUAAAAGUAAGGGCAAGGCUAGUUGUGCCACACGCAUUGCAGUGUUAACAUGGAGGUCAUUAUUGAUUAUGUCAAGGGAAUGGAAGUAUUUUUGGAUCCGCUUUGUUUUAUAUUUGCUUCUCACGCUUUCCAUAGGUACUAUAUUUUCCAACAGUGGACAUUCUUUGUCAUCUGUAACGGUAAGAGUUGCUGCAGUGUUCUCCUUUGUAUCAUUUAUAUUAUUGCUCAGUGUAGCUGGAUUGCCUGCUCAUAUAAAUGAAAUCAAGAUAUUCACCCAUGAGGAAUCAAAUGAACAUUCUGGACCAGUAGUUUUCCUACUUGGGCAUCUGUUAUCCAGCAUUCCAUUCCUGUUCCUCGUAUCUAUUACCACAGCCCUGAUAUUCUAUUUCCUGGUUGGGAUGAGGAAUGAGUUCAGCUUGUUGAUGUACUUCAUUCUGAAUGUGUUCAUGUGCCUAUUAGCAAAUGAAGCAUUUAUGAUGGUCGUUGCCCUUAUCUGGCUUGAAACUUUCAAAUGCAUUUUGACUUUGGUUUUUAUACAUGUCAUGAUGAUGCUUGUGGCAGGAUAUUUGAAGAUAGCAGACGCUUUGCCGGGACCAGUUUGGAAGUGCCCUCUGUCCUAUGUUGCCUUCCACACUUAUGCUAUCGAGGCAUGGCCUCCUCGAGAACGAGUAUGUUGGAACUUCUUUUGCUGUUGGCCAGGUCAGGGCUAUUUCUGGUGUACAAGCUGUUCACGCUUCUUACGACAUUUCUCCUUCCAGAAAUGCAAAGUGGGGAAACUUAUUGGCAUUGUUCUUAAUGGCAGUAGGAUACCGUGUUCUCUUGUUUGUUUUGCUUCGGUUUAACGUGCGGAAAAACAUUGUCAAUUGUAACUUUUGCUGUCUUAAAAUGAAUACAACAAAGUCAAGGUGAAUGAAUCAUAUGCUUUGCCCUUCUCCAAAUAUGAUGUUCGAAGCUGAAAAAUUGUAGAUUGAAGCCUCUGUCUACACCAAGGCUAUGUUUUUACGCCUGCUCUUAAAGCAGAAGUACAUUUAUUGUUUUCCACUAAAUUCAAAAGGAUGAUGAUGAUGUCUUGGUACAA